This is a messenger RNA of Exophiala aquamarina CBS 119918, 1038 nucleotides long. RefSeq names its product protein qutG. Bases 1 to 1038 code for a protein of 345 amino acids. Lineage: Eukaryota; Fungi; Ascomycota; Eurotiomycetes; Chaetothyriales; Herpotrichiellaceae. Gene Ontology annotation, biological process: inositol metabolic process; phosphatidylinositol phosphate biosynthetic process; signal transduction. The transcript has 2 exons. Gene Ontology annotation, molecular function: inositol monophosphate 1-phosphatase activity. The record is from RefSeq and is a predicted model, not a curated record.
AUGCCCGAUGUCAAGCAUAAUGAGAUACCGGAAGCCGAAUUGAACGAGAUAUACAAAUUCGCCAUACAGCUUGGUAAAGAUGCCGGAGUAAUAUUGCUCGAGAGUCUGCAGAAGCGGCGCCGAGAUAGUCCAGACCAAGAAAACCAAGAAGCAGUCGACGAAUUGGUCAUGGAAGAGAAGUUGAAUGCGGUAGAUAUUGUAACCAAAACCGACAAUGAAGUCGAGGAGUUUAUACACACGUCGAUUCAAAAGCGGUAUCCCUCGCACGCUUUUAUCGGAGAAGAAACUUACUCUAAGGGUUCAUCGAAAGAAUACCUCGUCCAGAACGAACCGACAUGGGUUGUUGACCCGCUCGACGGGACGGUGAAUUUCACACACUCAUUCGUCAUGUUCUGCGUGAGUAUUGCAUUGGUGGUUAAUCAGAAACCUGUCAUUGGAGUCAUAUACGCACCGCUUCUCAAUCAAUUAUUCUCUGCCCGUAAAGGGGAAGGAGCGUGGUUGAAUGAGACGACGAAAUUGCCCCUCCUGGGAAGUGUGGGUGUUGGCCCCAUCCCGAAAAAUGCACCGUCGAAAUGUGUCUUUUCGUGUGAAUGGGGCAAGGACCGGAGAGAUACGCCGGAUGGAAAUCUGCAUCGGAAAGUGGACAGCUUCCUGAACAUGGCGGCAGAGGUGGGAGGCCGUGCUGGCAAAGGAGGAAUGGUUCAUGGCGUUAGGAGUCUUGGGAGUGCCACUAUGGAUCUUGCAUACACGGCGAUGGGGGCUUUUGAUAUCUGGUGGGAGGGCGGUUGUUGGGAGUGGGAUGUAGCUGCAGGGAUCUGCCUGUUGCAGGAAGCUGGUGGUUUGAUCACGACAGCCAAUCCUCCCGAAGACAUUCAAGCUACGAAAAUUGAGGAUGCCAAUCUGGGCGGCAGGCUUUAUCUUGCAAUCAGACCUGCAAGUGAUACUGCUGAGGAGACAGGAAGACAGGGUCAAGAGAGAUUGGUAAGAGAAGUAUGGCGAAGAGUUCGCACAUUGGAUUACACUAGACCCGGAGUCUAG